GUGUCAGGAUGUCACUGUCUAUUUCUCCAUGGAGGAGUGGGAGUAUUUAGAAGGACACAAAGAUCUGUACAAGGACGUCAUGAUGGAGGAUCACCGGCCCCUCACAUUACCAGUUAAGGAAGAGCGAAGAACACCGGAGAGAUGUCCCAGUCCUCUUCUUCCACCGGAUGGUUCAGAAGAACAUCACAAUGUCCCACAGGAUGAUCAGCUUUUGGAUCCGGGAAAAGAUCGGAACAUUAUAUCUGUUACAGAGACAUAUGAGAUGGAUGAUGAGCAGAGAAUAGAGGACUUUCCUGCAGAUAACCACCCAGAUGACAGUACCAGGAGUCAAGAGGAACAUGUGAUAUCUUCAGAUUUCAAAGCAGAUGAUUGUGGCAUCACACAAGAUGCAUAUGAAGAGCAUGAUGUUAUCCUAAAUGUAUCCUCCAUCCUCCAAAACAAGGAUAUUUUAUGUGAUGCUUUUAAGAAAGUUCAGUCUUCUGAUUCAUCACGGACUUUAACACAGAAGAAAAGUCACAGAAGGGGUGAUAAUUGUGAAAGACUGCACAUGAAGGAGAGGACAUUUUCAUGCUCAGAAUGUGGCAGAUGUUUUUACCAUACAUCAGAAUUUCUUAAACACAAGAGAAUUCACACAGGAGAGAAGCCGUUUUCAUGUACGGAAUGUGGAAAAUGUUUUACUUUGAAAAGAACUCUGGUUACACAUCAAAGAAUUCACACAGGGGAGAAGCCAUAUUCAUGUUCUGAAUGCGGAAAAUGUUUUGCUUGGAAUUCAAAUUUUAUUAUACAUAUGAGAAAACACACAGGGGAGAAGCCGUUUUUAUGUCCGUAUUGUGGCAAACGUUUUAACAAGAAAUCCGAUCUUGAUACACAUCAGAGGAGCCACAUAGGGUCGAUGCAAUUUUCAUGUUCAGAAUGCAAUAAGUGUUUCAACCAGAAAUCGGAUCUUGUUAGGCAUCAGAGAAUUCACACAGGGGAGAAGCCAUUUGCAUGUCCAGAAUGUGGGAAAUGCUUUACGCAAAAAUCUAUUCUUGAUAACCACCACAGAACACACACAGGGGAGAAGCCAUUUGCAUGUUUAGAAUGUGGCAAUCAUUUUAGGUAUAAAUCAACUCUUCUUAGUCAUCAGAGAACUCACACAGGGGAGAAGCCAUUUUCAUGCCCAGAAUGUGGGAAAUGUUUUAACCAGAAAUCAGAUCUUGUUAUUCAUCAGAGAAUUCACACAGAGGAGAAGCCAUAUUCAUGUUCAGAAUGUGGGAAAUGUUAUAGCAAUAAAUCAGGUCUUAUUAGACAUCAGAGAAUUCACACAGGAUAGAAGCCAUUUUUAUACUCAGUAUGGAAAAUGCUUUAAUCGGGAAUCAAUACUUUUACUCACAAAUCCCAUUAUAUUACACAUCAAAGAACUCAUCAGAGAAGUAGCCAACUAAUUUUAUAAAAAAAACACUACUUGGAAAAAAUAUAACAAUUACAGUCAAAUUAAAGUCACGUGUUAUGCAACGGGAAGCAUGUAAAAGCACUAAAUGAUGAUUACGAAAUUUAUGCAAUUACCAAUAAAUGUAUUUUAUUCAAACAGCAAAUAGAAUCCAGAUAACACACCAAUGUAUUAACUAUGCACAUACAGGUG
Molecule: messenger RNA, 1621 nt
Organism: Bufo bufo (common toad)
Lineage: Eukaryota; Metazoa; Chordata; Amphibia; Anura; Bufonidae
Product: oocyte zinc finger protein XlCOF6.1-like
Exons: 5
Coding region: 29-1312 (427 amino acids)
Source: RefSeq, a predicted model, not a curated record